Messenger RNA from Psilocybe cubensis, 1725 nucleotides. RefSeq lists its product as uncharacterized. The transcript is spliced from 8 exons. Lineage: Eukaryota; Fungi; Basidiomycota; Agaricomycetes; Agaricales; Agrocybaceae. Bases 1 to 1725 code for a protein of 574 amino acids. The record is from RefSeq and is a predicted model, not a curated record.
AUGAACGAGAGGGCCCUGGCACUUUCCCGCCAAAUAAAGAGAAAUCGGGCAAACGGGCACAGCAGUGAAAAACAUAGAAAUAAUCCUACCGUACGUCUUCUACUGCAAUGGGCCAAUAACGGCCAAACAUCGAAGUCUAUUGGGCAGAUCAAUGAGCUCGUUGAUACGGUUUUACUUGCACCCAAUUUCAAUGCCCAGAACCUGAUUGGUUUUGAUGCUAGACGAGAGCAUGCUCGAAUGGACAAGGCAAUUGCUACAUUGGGGCUUGGAGCUCAUUUCCGAGAAACCUGUGUACGAAUUUGGGUGCCGUCUGGAAUCCCACACUGUCCACCUCUUCCUUAUCUUGUUCCAGGCCUCCUCCAUCGCUCCUUCACCUCUCUUAUCACUGAAAUGUUUACGGGCCCUCUAGCCAAGCAUAUGCAUUAUGCUCCAUUUGAGCUUUGGCAUCAAUCUCCCCGUACCAACAAAUCUGAACGUAUCUUUUCCGAACUCUAUAAUUCUGAUGCAUUUCUUGCCGAAAAUGAAGCAAUUCAGCGUCGUGGUGCAUUACCUCCUGACAACCCCGAUUGUAAACGUGAAAAGGUUGUGGCUGCUCUUCAAAUUGCCUCUGAUGCAACUCACUACACCAAUUUCGGGAAUGCCAAAGGAUGGCCCAUAUAUGUGAUGGCAGGAAAUUUGUCUAAAUAUAUUUGUGCUCAGCCCGGCUCUGGUGCAUUGCAUCAUCUAGCAUAUAUUCCUUCGCUUCCAGACUCGUUUAAAGAUUUUGCAUCGGAAAAUCACCCCAAAUGGAAAUCACAAAGCCAACAACUGCUCACACAUUGUCGACGCGAGUUAAUCCACGGUGUCUGGAAGAUUAUAUUGGAUGAUGACUUUAAGCAUGCAUACCUUUAUGGAAUAGUUAUUAAAUGCCAUGACGGCAUUGAAAGACGAUUUUAUCCGCGUAUAUUCACAUAUUCAGCUGAUUAUCCUGAAAAGGUUCUAUUGGUCACGAUUAGAGAUAAGGGCCUAUGCCCUUGUCCAACUUGUCUUGUGCCAAAGUCCAAGCUAGACCAGCUUGGAUUGAAACGUGACAAGAAUCUCCGAACUGAUAAUAGAACAGUUCGUCGAUACAUUGUCGAGCAAGUUGCACUCGCCCGUGAUGCCAUUUAUCGUCUUGGGCAUUCAAUAAAAUCGGAAGUUGUCGAUCGCCUCCUCAAGCCGUUUUCUGGUGUUCCAACAGAAAAUGCUUUUGUUGCGCGUUUGGGCCUUGAUUUUAACCCGUCUGAUAUGCUAACUGUUGAUUUGCUGCAUGAAUUACUAUAUGCUGCUAGAGGGGGUUCCGAUGAACUUGUAACAGAGCUAGACAGACGAUACCGACAGGUCUCAACCUUUGGCAAUGGUACUAUACGUAACUUUGCUGAAAAUUCUUCGGAAAUGAAAAAAUUGGCAGCACGCGAUUUCGAAGACCUUUUGCAAUGUGCUAUUCCUAUAUUUGAAGGACUGUUUCCAGAUCCACAUAAUCGACAAAUUUCAAAGCUCUUGUACCGUACCGCCGAAUGGCACGGUUUGGCCAAGAUGCGAAUACAUACCGAAGGGAGUUUAAAAUUGCUUGACGAGCUCACUUUUGAAUUUGGCAAAUUAAUGCGUGAAUUUCGAGAUGUAACUUGUACUCAUUUUGAAACUUUUGAGCUUCCUCAAGAAACAGCGUCGUCAAGCACAGAAACAGGCGUCUACUGUGGAAAAUAA